Messenger RNA from Drosophila kikkawai, 1032 nucleotides. RefSeq lists its product as uncharacterized. NCBI's taxonomy places the organism in Eukaryota, Metazoa, Arthropoda, Insecta, Diptera, Drosophilidae. The record is from RefSeq and is a predicted model, not a curated record.
CAGCGAGAUGUACGACAAAGGAUUACGCUCUCUCCUCGGCCAGCUGGUGAUGGUGAUCCUCUUGGCUCAGAUUAUGGGACGCCUGCACAAGAGAAAUGGCUACCAUUAUAGACCCCAGCAGCCGCCACCUCUACACCAAGGCGGAUACUUUGAGCCUCAUCAUCCUGCUGUGGAACCUCCGGAGCCGGAGAAGCAGCAUAGUCCCAAAAGCUACUACAGCCAAUCUGGAGGCGCUGGCAGUGGCUCGGGGUCCUACAAGGGAUCAUCCGGUGGCUAUAGCAUAGGCAGUGGUCUUCGCUCCAUUGCCCAGGGGUCGGCAGAUCAGGCUCACAGUGCCGUGGCCAACCAGCAUGCAGCUGCCAAGCAGGCUGCCUACAUUGCCCAGAACACAUUGGCCCAGGCAGCAUCCCAAGCGGCGGCCACAGCUCAGGCGGCGUUGGUGGGUAAGCAAGUGGUACUCCAGGAGCUGGAGCAGCAGGCGGCCGAGUCGCAGCGCUCUCUAUCCCGGGAACUGGAGCAGCUGAAGGCAGCCAAGAUCUCCGCCAAGUUGGCCCAACAAACGGCCCAAGCAGCCCAUCAUCACAUCUCCGUGCUUACGGCAGCCGUUAACAAUGCCAAGUCCGUGGCCGAACAGGCAGAGCAAACGUCCACGGAGGUAAACAACCAGCUGGCCUCCCAAUCCACUAUGGUGGGCCAGGCCAAGAACCGGCUGGAGCAAGUAGAGGAGCAGUUGCACCAGGCCAGAGUGGACUAUGCGGCCACUAAGGAGUCUGCCAUCAAGGCGUCCAAUUCCGCAGCUGCAGCUCAGGUGAAUGCCUCCAAGGCGGCCCAGCAUGCCACGAUUGGACUGCACGAGAGUACCAACCAAGGACACGAGGGCCAGGAUUCGGACGGACACGAGGAGGAAUCCUACGACGAGCAUGUGGAUACCAGUGGCGUAGGAGUGGGUCACACAGCCGGAGGUGAGGAUUUAGGCGAACAUGUCAGGACUCCCUACCAAUAAGGGAUUUCUCUUGGCCGAUACACGAAUAU